CAUCGUGAACCCGACGCCAGACAGCGCAUCCCAUCUGCCUAGCGCCGUCCUUAUUUUUUUUCAUCUUCUUUCGAAUAAGAAGCUAGCAACCAUGGACGCAUUCAAGGGUUUCCAGAAGAGCCUGACCUCGCUCGGCGGCCAGAUCACGCCCUUCGCCUCGCGCACCUUCCAGUACACCAAGGAGCAAUUGGGCCAGGCCGAAGACAAGACCCAACUGCCUCCUAGUUACAUUGAUCUGGAGAAGCGGGUUGAUGCACUGAAGGCGGUCCACCAGAAGAUGCUGGCUGUGACUUCCCAGUAUUCGCACGAAGCCUACGACUAUCCCCCUAAUAUCAAGGAGACGUUCCAGGACCUUGGACGCACUGUCAGCGAGAAGGUGACAUUGCUCUCGUCGGCCACGUCGCCCGGCGAAGCCCAGGCCGCGCUGACAGCACCGCCCACGGCCAAGCCGCAGCCCAAGACGUUCCCGCACGCCAUCGCCCGCGCCAGCUUGGCGAGCAGCCAGACGCUAUACCAGCAGCACACGGGAGCCGGCGAAGACCCGCUGGCCACGGCCCUCGAGAAGUAUGCCCUGAGUAUGGAGCGCGUGGGCGAGGCGCGCCUGGCCCAGGACGCCCAGAUCCAGAGCCGCUUCCUGGCCGGAUGGAACACGACCAUCAACACUAACAUCCUGUUCGCCACGCGUGCCCGCAAGGCAGUCGAGAAGGCCCGCCUGACACUCGACGCCGUCAAGGCUCGCGUCAAGGGCACCACGUGGAAGCUGGGCGGCGCCUCGUCGCCCCGCACCGAGCUGCACGACGAGCAUGAGCUUAGCCGCGAGGCCCAGGAGGAGAUCGAGAAGGCCGAGGACGAGUUUGUCACACAGACCGAGGAGGCAGUUGCUGUCAUGAAGAAUGUCCUCGACACGCCAGAGCCGCUCCGCAACCUGGCCGAGCUGAUUGCCGCUCAAAUGGAGUUCCACAAGAAGGCCCACGAGAUUCUGAGCGAGCUCGCGCCUGUCAUUGAUGGGCUGCAGGUCGAACAGGAGGCAACCUACCGUAAGAGCCGCGAAAGCGCUUCCUAAACUGAAAGGCAGGGCGUGAUGUUUGGAGCGGUGGAUGACCGGGGAUGAGCGAAGGAAAUUUGGUACGAGGAGGAGACGAGGUUCCGAUGGGGUCCAAGCAGUUCUUGUUAUUUGUUGUCGGGAUUUUUUUGGGAGCUCUCUAUACGGGUAGGCUCUUGAUAUUCUCUUUUUUUGUCUGUGUCGAGUGAGCAAGUGAGCCUAGGUUCUUUGUUUCUU
This is a messenger RNA of Lasiosphaeria miniovina, 1279 nucleotides long. RefSeq names its product BAR domain-containing family protein. The record is from RefSeq and is a predicted model, not a curated record. The transcript is spliced from 6 exons. Lineage: Eukaryota; Fungi; Ascomycota; Sordariomycetes; Sordariales; Lasiosphaeriaceae. The coding region runs from base 92 to 1063 and encodes 323 amino acids. Gene Ontology annotation, cellular component: cytoplasm. Gene Ontology annotation, molecular function: protein binding.